AUGGUAGAGCGUCUGCCUGUGGGCCUGCUGCUACCGCUGCUGCUGAGGAAUGUUAGAGGUCUGCACGGGAGUGAUUUCUUCAUCCCGCUCCCGCCCACACCUGCAGCUUUUCAUUCUGCCCUCGCCCACACCCGCUGCUUUUCAUACUGCACCCACCCACACCCGCUGCUUUUCAUACUGCACCCACCCACACCCGCUGCUUUUCAUACUGCCCCCGCCCACACCCGCUGCUUUUCAUACUGCCCCCGCCCACACCCGCAGCUUUUCAUACUGCACCCACCCACACCCGUUGCUUUUCAUACUGCACCCACCCACACCCGCUGCUUUUCAUACUGCCCCCAGCCACACCCGCAGCUUUUCAUACUGCCCCCGCCCACACCCGCUGCUUUUCAUACUGCACCCACCCACACCCGCUGCUUUUCAUACUGCACCCACCCACACCCGCUGCUUUUCAUACUGCCCCCGCCCACACCCGCAGCUUUUCAUACUGCACCCACCCACGCCCGCUGCUUUUCAUACUGCACCCACCCACGCCCGCUGCUUUUCAUACUGCCCCCGCCCACACCCGCUGCUUUUCAUACUGCACCCACCCACACCCUCAGCUUUUCAUACUGCACCCGCCCACACCCGCUGCUUUUCAUACUGCACCCGCCCACACCCGCUGCUUUUCAUACUGCCCCCGCCCACACCCGCAGCUUUUCAUACUGCACCCGCCCACACCCGCAGCUUUUCAUACUGCACCCGCCCACACCCUCAGCUUUUCAUACUGCACCCGCCCCACACCCUCAGCUUUUCAUACUGCACCCGCCCCACACCCUCAGCUUUUCAUACUGCACCCGCCCACACCCUCAGCUUUUCAUACUGCCCCCGCCCACACCCGCUGCUUUUCAUACUGCACCCGCCCACACCCGCUGCUUUUCAUACUGCACCCGCCCACACCCGCUGCUUUUCAUACUGCCCCCGCCCACACCCGCAGCUUUUCAUACUGCACCCACCCACGCCCGCUGCUUUUCAUACUGCACCCACCCACGCCCGCUGCUUUUCAUACUGCCCCCGCCCACGCCCGCUGCUUUUCAUACUGCACCCACCCACACCCUCAGCUUUUCAUACUGCACCCGCCCACACCCGCUGCUUUUCAUACUGCACCCACCCACACCCGCUGCUUUUCAUACUGCCCCCGCCCACACCCGCAGCUUUUCAUACUGCACCCGCCCACACCCGCUGCUUUUCAUACUGCACCCGCCCACACCCUCAGCUUUUCAUACUGCACCCGCCCCACACCCUCAGCUUUUCAUACUGCACCCGCCCCACACCCUCAGCUUUUCAUACUGCACCCGCCCCACACCCGCAGCUUUUCAUACUGCACCCGCCCACACCCGCAGCUUUUCAUACUGCACCCGCCCCACACCCGCUGGCUAUCUGUCCGACUCCCACCCGCUACUGCAAAAAACUGGUCCCAAACCCAACCACAGUCCAGCAAUGCUAUUUUAA
Oncorhynchus nerka (sockeye salmon) is the source of this 1491-nucleotide messenger RNA. RefSeq lists its product as uncharacterized. The transcript has 2 exons. The record is from RefSeq and is a predicted model, not a curated record. Bases 1 to 1491 code for a protein of 496 amino acids. NCBI's taxonomy places the organism in Eukaryota, Metazoa, Chordata, Actinopteri, Salmoniformes, Salmonidae.